GUCAUGUGACUCCAAGAUGGCCGCCCGGCGGCGGCUGGGAGGCUGAGGCGGCGGCGGCGGUUCCGGCGGGCCAGGCCGCGAUCGACGUUUCCCGGCCAGGAUGAUCGGCGCGCCCGACGUGGUGGCCUUCGCCAAGGAGGAGGCGGCGGCCGAGGAGGCGGCGGCGGCGGCGCGCGAGCCGGGCCUGCCCGAGGAGUACUCGGUGCCGCUGCUGCCCGCGCCAGGCCGCGGCGCCCACCCGUGGUCCCGGCGAGGCGGCUUGGGGGGCGGCUCGGGGGCCUCUCCGCCGCCGUUCCCGCGCGACUUCCUGCUGGUGGCCGAGUUCUCGGAGCAGGUGGGCCCGCAGCCGCUGCUGACGGUGCCGGCCGGGGAGGCUCCGGGCGGCUUCGACCUGAACUACUUCGCGCUGCGCAUCAUGUCGGUGGACUACCAGGCCUGCGCGGCGGGGGCGGCCCCGGGAGGCCCCUACCCGCGCCUGCGCUUCGCCAGGGACUCGCAGGUGGUGCUGGGCGACUCCAAGGCGGGUGCCUUCGCCUAUGUGCACCACCUGACGCUCUACGACCUGGAGGCUCGCGGCUUUGUGCGGCCCUUCUGCCUGGCCUACGUCUCAGCUGACGAGCGCAAGGUCAUGCGCCUCUUCCCAGAGCUCUCGGCCCAGUUCUCGGGCGCCUCAGAGGGCCUGAAGGACGGCAACCGCAGGGCCUUUGCCCGCGAGCUGGAGAAGAAGCUGCAUGACCUGGACUACACCCGGGCCGUGCUGCACCGUGAGACCGAGCUGCAGAAGCGCAGCCUGGCCAAAGGAUGCUACUCCAGCCGAGCCAUCGAGAAGGCCAACGAGCUGGCCAGUGUGGAAAAGGCCAUCAUUGAGCACCGCGACCUGCUCCGGCAGAUCCGAUCCUAUCCGCCCGGCAGACGGAAGCAGGCCAGCGGGCCUCCCUGCGAGCCGACCGGAGAAGACGCCCAGCCGGAGUUACCCGUUGAUGAUACGUUGCCACCACCCUGUGUCCAGGGCUCCUCCUACACCCCAAAGCUCAUCCCGGCCAAGUCCAGCAAAUGCUUUGACAAGAAGCUGAAAACCCUCCAGGAACUCUGUGAGGAACAGUCCUUUAGCCAGACCCUCGACCGGUUGCACCGGAUCGAGAAGAUGUUCCGGGGUGACGUCUGCUACCUCCUGAUCAACCGCAUCAGCAGAGCCCUCCUGAAGCAGCAGGCGUUUGCUGGCUUCCUUUUCGAAGACGUGUCUCUUCUGGACGAGGAGCAGCAGGAAAAGCCCUUUGAAGUCGGUCCGGGUCAGAACCUGGACCCUCCCAACGUGGCUUGUUUGGAAAGCUGCCCGAGUCCUGAGAUACUAGUCGAUCUUGCCUCUUACAAAUCCAGUGUGGAGUCUGUGCUGAUUAAGAUGGACCCAGAGGUUGAAGAUGGCCCAGACCCAGAGGUCUCCCACCCUCUCCCUUAUGACAACGUCGAACUUCUAGAUGUCGACCUGAAAGGGAGCGUCAGCAGCGGCGAAAGCAUUGAAGUUUUGGGAACGGAGAAAUCGGCCACAACUUCUGUCCACUCUGAAAGUCAGUCUGGCUUGCUACAAGCGCCCCCCAGCCCCCCCGUGGUGAGGGACAAAGUCACCAGCAAUAGGACCAUAAGCGGGGACAGCAUCGAAGUCCUCAGUACCUGCCCCUCGGAGGCCCUGAUCCCAGACGAUUUUAAAGCGAGCUACCCAAGUGCCAUUAAUGAAGAUCCUUACGGUGGCGAAGAAGAGGAAGGUUUCCUGUUCAACCGUGAGUUAAAUCUGGAUAGCACCGAAGAGGAGGUGGAAGGCAGCCCUGCGCCUGAAGCCCCUCCGGGGGAUGCUUCUUGCUGCAUUGGCAAAGAGAGCCCCAACUUCCUUGAGGGUCAAGCCAAUGUGCCUCCCAGACACGUUGAUGACGACGGCGUGGUCAGCAUCCCCCCCCAGCCAUACAGGCCAGGUGACGCAGGGUUUCAGGUGAACUUCACAGACUGCUCCCACGAUGGGGUCCUGGGAGGCCUCCUUGCCUAUGAACUUGAUCCUCAUUACCUCUCUGACGGCCGAGAAACUAGUAAAAUGAACCUGGAUAAGUGCUCGGAUUCCACAAGUUACAUGAGCAGCGCGGCGUCCAGCAACUCCGACAGAACCCCAUCCCCUGCUGCUCUCACAGGAGAAAAGUCCAAGAAGGCUGGGCAGAGCGCCUUGCGCUUCAUCCGGCAGUACCCCUUCGCCCACCCCGCUAUCUACUCUCUGCUGAGCGGGAGGACUCUGGUAGUGCUGGGGGAAGACAAGGCCACCGUGGAGAAGCUCAUCACCGCCCUCUCCAUUUUUGUCCCCAAUUCCGGCGCGUAUGCCAAGCCCGUGAAGCACUGGGCCACCUCGCCUUUGCAGAUCACGGACUUUCAGAAGUGGAAGCUGGUGGGGCUCCAGAGAUCAACCUCUCCAGGUGGCCCCAACAUGAUGCAUUCUCUCAGCCGAUACAGCCGAUACAUCAGCGUGCUGGACGCCGACCACAAGACCCUCCGCUGUCCGCAGUACCGAGGGCACCUGAUCCUCCGGCUGGCUGACCACCGCACCCAGAUCAAGCGGGGGAGCACCUACCACGUGCACGUCCAGACCCUCCUCACCCAGCUCUGCUCCAAGGCCUUCCUCUACGCUUUCUGCCAUCACCUGCACCUCCCCAUCCGAGAGGGAGAGACGGAGGACUCUGUCACUGUGCGGCGGGAGAACUUUUUGAAAGUCCAGCUGGGUCUGGCAAACGAGGACCGCAGAGUGGUCCAGUAUCUGGCCGAGCUUCUGAAAUUGCAGUACAUUCAGGAUCCCAUCCGCGGGGUUAGCCCCGUGCUCAGGUUUGAUUACCUGCCCAGCUCUUUGUACAAAAUUUAGGCGGCAUCCGUAGCCUGCCCUGCCAAUGUCCCUCCUCAUCCCACAUUCGUCUAUGGCCAUUAACAGGCUUCCACGGUUCCAGGACCGUCCCGUGGGAAUCCUGAGAGCGAUAGAGCAUUACAGUGAGACUCCAGACAUUGGGCACCACUGCCAGGUUGCUCUUAAAAGGCAGAGGGGGCGUGAAUGUGGCGGGCAAUCAUGGAGUGGAGGAGGCUGGGAUACCGAAUGUGUGAGCAAGUUCUUCCUGUCGGGUCUUUUGCAGAUCGGUGGGAUAUCUCCAGUGCAUCUCCUUGCAUGUGGGAUAAUACUCCGACGAGUGUGAAUUGUUAUUUGGGCAAUUGUCUUGUCACAUUUGAAAUGAGAGGCCUUGUUGGUUUUAACUCCCCUUUUGGAGCAGAGGGCAGUGUUCAGGAACCGAAUAUAAAGUUUCUGAUUCGCUGAGGCUUUGGGGGUUGAAUUGCAGGUGAGGUGAAAUCUGCAUGGCGAAACGGGGAGUGGGGGUGGGGCGAUCUGAUUCAAAAGGGAAACUCGCUGUUGCGUUGCACUUCUGAACGAGGAGAGGGUUCAGCUCUAAAGUCUGUUGAGGUGGUCAGGUGUUGAGGAUGUGAAUGUGGGUGGCCCUUGGGUAACAACCUAACGUGGCUUGGUUUUUGGCCAGGACGGACCCUAAGAGUUGCUCAGACUGUCAGCUACAUUGUGUAGACCCUCUUGUGACAUUGAAACACUGCACUGUUUCCCAUAAUCCGACACCCAAGAGUUUUGAACCCCAAAUUGGCCGGACAGGUCAAGUUCCAGUGACCUGGCCAGCGUAGGCAUGGAUACACCCAGCCCCUCCAAAGAUAACAAUUCCUUUGCUCUAGAUAGUGGCUUAGAUCUUGGCUAAUAAAGGAAGCUGUUCAAGCAGACCUCAGUUUGGUGGCUAAGAAUGUUGUAGAUCGAGAUCUUCGUUGUUUGACCUUGAAAAUAUUCUAGCUUGUGCUGAAAACAUGCCAGUUUUUCCUUCUGUGGAAGGUCAGGAUUGCACAAGACCAAGCUUGAGAAAGCUUCUUGGAGUGCCCUUCGUUUACUCAUUUGGAAAAGAUUCCCAACCCAUCGAUUUCUUGUGCCUCCCAAUGAAAUACUGGGAGAGGGUUGGUUGUGUUGCCAAUUUCAUUGAUGUCAUCCAUACUGGUACAGCAACAAAGAAUUGUUGUAUUUCAACAAGACCAGGGAGCAGAUCUGGAAAUAAAACAUUCCAUUUCUGGGCAUAUUUAAGAAACCCUAAAACUUGUUUACUUGCAAUCCCCAAGAGUUGGCUGGCAAGUGUCAUCUAGUUCUUUAGGCACCAGUGUUUUCAGAGGGCUUCUUUGACUUUGGGGCAGUCUUUCUCAACCUUGGUCACUAUCAGAGGUGUGGCUUGCUGGCUGGGGAACUCUGGGAGUUGAAGUCCACACCUCUGAUAAUGGCCAAGGUUGAGGAACACGGCUUCAGGAGUGUAGCUUGGUAGCCGGGUGGCUCUGCCCUUCCAGGGCCAUCGUGCCUUUUGAGAGCAAUCUGGAGUCGCAAUGUAGUCUCUGCGACUAUACAUAGACCUUGCUUGAGUUGAUCUGGUGCUAGUGGCCUGCCCUUGUAGUAUCUGUAGACAUAGCACAGGCCUUCCGGGGCUCCCCCCCCCCAAGGACCUUUCCUCUUACUGCCAAUUCCUGCACCCUCUUUGUCACUCCCUGCUAACACCGUCACUUUCCAAGCAGCUUCUCUCAUCUCUGCAUGUUUGGUUUUCUGGUUUGGUCCCAGAGCUUUUGCAUAGGCGGCACUUAGGAGACCAUAAAAACUGGGACCCUUCAGAGAAAUCCAGGCAGCCUUCCCACAUUCAUGCUAUUAAGUCACAUCCUGAGCAAGAACUGGAUGAAAUAAUAUUCAACACCAAAUUACUGUGACUUGAAAAAAGAAGUGUAUAUUUAAAAAAGGAAAUUAUUUAUUUGGGCGCAAAUAUUUUUUGAAAUACAAAUAUAUAUCUAUAUCUAUA
Molecule: messenger RNA, 4895 nt
Organism: Ahaetulla prasina
Lineage: Eukaryota; Metazoa; Chordata; Lepidosauria; Squamata; Colubridae
Gene: SMCR8
Product: SMCR8-C9orf72 complex subunit
Exons: 2
Coding region: 101-2890 (929 amino acids)
Cellular component (GO): guanyl-nucleotide exchange factor complex
Molecular function (GO): GTPase activator activity
Source: RefSeq, a predicted model, not a curated record